Messenger RNA from Lingula anatina, 5967 nucleotides. RefSeq names its product zinc finger protein basonuclin-2. Gene Ontology annotation, biological process: regulation of DNA-templated transcription. The record is from RefSeq and is a predicted model, not a curated record. Lineage: Eukaryota; Metazoa; Brachiopoda; Lingulata; Lingulida; Lingulidae. Gene Ontology annotation, cellular component: nucleus.
GAACAGCAGACAGGCAACAAGCAAGGAACUCCAGAUCAUGAUAUGAGCUGGCAUGAUAGAAGCCGUCUCAGCGAUCUCGGCAAGCAGUCCUUAUUGAUUUUUCUCUGCCCAUGUCACAUAAAGCUAAUCGUGCUGUUGACUGUACACAGGGGUCACAUGUUGGUCAAUGGUUCCUAGAUGAUCAGAAGGGAUAAGAACAGUGCAGUUACAGUUUAUCAGCUAGGCAGUUUUUAAAUCAAUUUGUUUAUAUUUAGGAUCCCAAAGUCUGUUAAUAAAUAUGAAUUUUCAUUUAUAAAGCUUGCAGAGAAACAGGGGUGUUUCUUGGAUUAAAAAGGAAUAAUUUUGGUUUAUUUACAUUUCAGGGUGUUAUUUAGUUUGUGUUUUUGUAAGGUUCUUAGUCGUUAUCAACAGUUUCAGAAUAGUUUCACAUAAUUGUCCUUUACAAGACUGCAACAUUUGUGUUAGACAUAUGUUAGCUAAUUUGGCCAAGAGAAAGUGACAUUUCCUUGAAGAGAAUGUUUAAAUAGAUCAAUGUAUUUUAUCAAGAGAUUAGAAGAGAUAAUGAAGAGAUUAUCAAGGCAAUAUUGUUGUUUGAUGAUUAAGCUUCAGCUGUGAGCACCCCUGAAUUGCCCUUGUGUUACAUAAGCCCUGCUGUCAACUACCUCCCACCCUCCAUCCUUAUCCUGUGACAAUUACCAGAAGUACUAAGCAUUGGAUUGUUAAGAUUUAAUGUAAUCAAUACUUAAACGGUACUUAAGCUGGGGGGGAUGUCUGAUUGCACUGUAAGAAGGAUGCCAGAGGGCCUUCAGGCAGCAUCAGAUUCAAGGAAGGUAUUAAUAUUGCAAACUUGGACUAUUUAUUUGCCGGCAGUGCUGAUAAAUGUCAUUUGUCCUUGCUUGAUUGGACCAUUUACAAAAGGCCCAUCUAGAACACCCAUGAGCUGUGGCUUGGAAAAAGUUUUACAUUGUUGAAUAAUGCCAUUUUGGUUGCUUACAUAUGCUUCUUAUUUCUGUGCCUUUGAAAAUUAAUGUACGUAUUUCAUACACUCAUACAAAUCCUUAAUUUUUAGAGAGAUGCUGUGUUUCUAUAAGUUUACUUGUGUAUGAUAUGAAAAAACCAUCAGACAUUUUGUGCUGUAUGGGUGGAUGGAGCAUGAGAGAUAUAUACAUUUUUUACUGGUGUCUGGUGUACUUUUAUCGCACAUGUUAUAAAGUGUUAGAGAAAUUAAUUUGAUGCAGCAGUGUAUUUAUUUACUGAAAUAAGUACUCAGAUAUGCCUCUUUAUGAUUAUUUUGAUGUGGGAUAAAAUGCAUUUUUGAAACUUAUGCAGAUCCCAGUAAUAAAGUAUUUGUCCUAUCAUAAGAUUUUAUCAGCUCUACAAUGGAACCUUUUUUCCCCCCUUUGGAAAGUUUUUCUUUUGAUACCAGGUUUUAAUGUUCAGUGUGUAGAUAUCCCACUAUGACAGAAUUGGAUUGCAUAAUGUUUAGUCUGUAAGAGAUAUUAUUGUGACUGCUACUGUUCAACUGGAAACCUGUCCAGCCUUCAAGUUGUUGCCUUUUCCAACCAUUCAACGCCAUUGUCCAGGCAACCAGGAAUAGUCUAGUAGGAAACGGCUUUGUUCAUGUAGUAGUCUGUUUGUCUGUCCAGUCUAGCAAAUCUUCAGUGGCUAUAGGUACUAAAAUGCAGCAUACAUGUGAGAAUCAUUAACUGGCUACCUGGCCUAACUCUCACAUACAUAAAUAACAGAAGCAGACAAGACCCCCUCCUCUUCUCCCUCUACUCCCAUCCAUUGACAAGGUAAGGGUUGAUGAGGCAAGCACCUGGUAUGCUCUACAUCUAUCUUGUCAACUCUUAUAUUUAUCCCAUCAGCCUAUCUUGUUUAAAUGUCAGGGCCAGCUCCCGGGUAAGCUAUCUCCUGCGCUGCUGGUCUCUGAUUGCAUCUGUUUGACAGGAGGCUUUCCAUACAUGGUGAAACACAGGGCAGUGGUAUUAGAGGCCACAUGUGUUCUCCCUCUGCCGCCUCCUCUCAUCACUGUGUAUGUGCUACUGUGUAUGACCACUGCUGCUGGACUGUCCUGCUAUUCCUACCAGGCAUUACAGUAGCGGCCACCUCGAGGUGAAACAGCAUGGCAGCCACAGAGCGGAACCCUUGGCUUGGUGCCACCAUCCGCUGCACAGUCCCAAGUUGUGCCUGUGAAUGCUUCUCUCCAGGGAAAAAUCAACUACGGGUCUGUGAUACCUGCAAGCAUGGAUGGGUCGCACAUGCCCUGGACAAACUUGGCUACCGCCACGCCUAUCAUCUUGGUAUGCAGGUGGAGAUGGUUCAGCCUAAUAUAGUAUUUGACAUAGCUAGCCUCCUGCUGUAUGGGGCUCAGGCCACACCCAUAAGACUCAAGAUACUACUGGAUAGGCUCUUCAGUGUACUGCAACAUGAGGAGGUACUGCAGGUGCUACAUGGGUUCGGCUGGUCUUAUGAAGACUAUGCGCGAGGAUACAUUUUACAGCCAAUUCAACCUAGUACAGAUGCAGGGCUCAGUCAGAUACCCAUAGAUCCAAAUGGCCAUGUUCUUGACAAGUGGACCAUCUCUACCAGAGAGGAGGAGCAAGUGAUACUUCAACAGUUUUUACGGUUUGGGGAAACCCGUGCUAUUGCUCAGGAAAUCAUCCUACAGGACAGUAAAGACCGAGGGGACUUUUAUGCGCUUCCACCAAAGACUGAGUCUGAAAUCAAAAAGUUCAUAGAAAGAACGGGCAGUGCUGUGGUGCAGAGUUAUAUGCGGACUUUGGAUGCACAAAGAAGGCACCUGUGGGGCACUAUGGGAUACUCGAUGCCUGCAUUUCCUCCAACACGUAUGAUGAGCCCACAAACCUUACAGCAGAGUCACUCACCCAAUAGUAGUGUAGGGGGAUUCAGUCGCCCCAGCAGCAUCCCUCCUCAAGCCACAAGCCCCGAGUCUAGUUCUCCACUGGGCCGGCUGCAGACCAUGCAGCCCUAUGACUACCGCAAAGAACGCCACCCUCCAUCAUCAGCAGUCACAGCCUCUACCUCAGAAACACCAGAGAAGGCGGAGAGGCGACCUGCUAGUCUGCCAGAACGUCACCCCAGCCCACCUGCUGAGCCUCUAGCUCUGACAACUAGCCCAGUGAAACCUCCCCCACCUCAGCAGCUGACUCCACCCCAGCUUACACCUAUCCAACAGAUGAUCCAGGGUAGUAUGCUGGUCACCUCCACACCUCUACAGGUGCCCCUGGCUGUUCAGGCUGCCUUCCAGCCUAAACAGGAGGUGGAGGCAGAGAGUGCAAUCAAUUACUCCAUGAAGUCUAGAGACAGCAGUCCCAACACAUCUUCUUCUGUGUAUUCAGAUCGCAAAGUCCGACACCUGCGCAAAUCUGCUAACCCCAUGAAACGUAACUGGGCACCCACACAAGGUUAUGGUGGCACGCUGAUCUCCCCAAGUGGCAAGAAGCGUGUCCUGUGCACAGCGUGCAAUAAGACUUUCUGUGAUAAAGGUGCUCUGAAGAUUCACUACAGUGCAGUGCAUCUGAAGGAAAUGCACAAGUGCACUGUGGACGGGUGCAAUAUGAUGUUCAGUUCACGUCGCAGUCGCAAUCGUCACAGUGCAAACCCCAACCCAAAACUCCACAUGCCACAGAAGCCUCGCAAGAUGCCAGAGGGUGCUGUUGUCCUGGAUGAAGUCUCCAGCGGGGGCAUGAUGGAUUCACCACAGUCACUACCUCUCAAUCCCCCUCCUCUCCUCUAUGGUUCUGAUUACACACCUUCAACACCUGACGGGUCAAAAAACUCUGAUGGCAUUCCCCAGGACCUGAGUUCUGGGGACCAGGCCUACUAUGUGGAUGCUAACAAUCGACUUUCUUUACUGCCACCCCAAUCAAAGAAACCUCGUUUGAAAGAAGAAGAAGAGGAGGAGGAUGAGGUAUCUUCUAAUGAGGGAGCUGUGUUCCCCUCUCCUGUUGUGACAAGUACCACAAGAAUCAACAGACGCAAAAGUAAUGUGCCAACACGCUGUGCUCAGCCCACAGAGGACACUUUUGUCAUGAGUGAUGAUAAUGAUAACUCUAAUGAUGAAAUGAAUGAGGAAGAGGAAGAGGAGAGAAAUCACCGCAUGGGUGAUGAUAAUCAGGCCCAUGGUUCUUUUUCUAAGAGGAAAACAAUUGCUGGAAAUGAAAAAAACUCUGAUGAAUCUCAAGACAUUGCAGACCCUUCCAGCCCUUUAGGCACAAUCCAAGUAAAGCAGGAACCCAGGAAUGAUGCCUAUGAAGACCACAGGGGUUCCAACAACAAUAGUUUUCAGCAGGAAAAGGGUCAAGAUGAGGGAAUUACUGCUGGGCGUAAUGUGCAAACUUCAGAUGAAAAAUCAGAUGAAAAAUCAACUAGUGAAUAUGAUAAGCAAUCCACAACUGCCUCUACUACCUCGGAAACUGGUGAUACUGUCCAUUUUUUAGAUGACAGUGUGAAUGAUGAGGAAGAGGAGGAGGGAGGAGAGGAUCCGGGGAAUGUAUCAGAACAGGAGUCAGACCUGUCAUUCACCUCCAAUGACCCCCACAGUCCCAUGGACGGACACAUCAGUGCUGAUGACAACAUGAACCUGGAGGACAUCAUUGACAAAGAUAAUCCUCGUAAAUGUGCUGCCUGUGGAAAGAUCUUCCAGAAUCAUUUCUCAGUCAAGACCCACUACCAGAAUGUGCAUCUCAAGCUGAUGCAUACCUGUACUGUAGAGGGCUGUAAUGCUGCGUUUCCUUCUAAGAGGAGCCGAGAUCGACAUAGUGCCAACCUGAAUCUGCAUCGUAAACUGCUGUCUACAUCUGCUGAAGUGGAGCUGGAUAAUGAUGAAAAUGCUUUAAGUUUGAGGGAAGAAUUUCUUAAUCAUAUUUAUGAAAACCAUACCAAUACCCAGAAAAAUGGAGAACUUAAAGAUGACAUCACUGCUGAAAAUGGUGGCAGUGCAUACAUGUUGCGUGACCACUUGAAGGGAAAUAAUGCUGAUAUGAAUGGGAAACAAUCGGAUCACUCUUACUCUUCCAAUGAUGGCAAGUCGCCCAACCAUGUCAUGAGUCCACCAUCACCAGAUCCUGAUGGUAGCGUACGUUGUCACAUUUGUAAGGAGCGCUUCCGCGAUAAUCUCAUCCUAAAAGAACAUUAUGAGAAGGUCCACCCACGAGAGAUGUUCAAGUGUACAAUUGGAGGCUGCGAUAAAAUUUUUUCUACGAGGAAAAGUCGUAAUCGCCACAGCCAAAAUGAGAAUCUUCACCGCCAUUUAUCGCCCACCAAAACAAAUGGCCAUUAAGCUUCUUCCAGCCUAGAACAUUGUGUACAUAUUUUAUGCAGUUUAUUUUGUUUGCAGACAUGCUGUAUAGGAUUAUUUUGAAUCUUAUUUAUAGAUCACUUUUAUCUUUUAAGAGUUUAUUAUUAUUUCUAUUAUUUAGAUCAUUAAUAUUUAUGUGAAAAGUGAAGUAAUGGUGCCAAGAUAAUCUGCAAUUUAAAGUUGUUUUUUUGCACAAUCAUUUUAAUCUGAUAAAAGAAUGAUGUAUUGUUAUUAUUUAUGAUAGAUUAAUUAUGAAUUUACACAGUGUACAAACUUACUCUUGUGACAAUCUGUGAAUCUCUAGUCAGUAGGGUUAUCACUAUAUCUGUGAAUUAACAUGUAGCUGUUUUCUCAUAUCAUUUGUAGCAUAGAUCAUUUUGAUAUAUCUUAAUAGUUUUCCUGCUGAAGCUGCUGUGUUGUAUAUGCUGUCAACUGGUAGUGUGAAAUCCAUUGCACAAACUGAGUUUAAAACUAUUAGGACUGAAAACAUAUUAGAUUUGGUGAACACAAAAUAUCAGAUUGCUUGAGCAGUAUUAAUAAAACAACAAAUGUGAGAUGUCUGCCUGGAGAUAUAGGAUAGAAAACGGGAAAUAUAAAUAGAUAAGUGACACAUUGAUUUCCCAAUAACUCUCCCCCCCCCCCCC